Volvox carteri f. nagariensis is the source of this 666-nucleotide messenger RNA. RefSeq lists its product as uncharacterized. The transcript is spliced from 4 exons. NCBI's taxonomy places the organism in Eukaryota, Viridiplantae, Chlorophyta, Chlorophyceae, Chlamydomonadales, Volvocaceae. Bases 1 to 666 code for a protein of 221 amino acids. Gene Ontology annotation, molecular function: protein binding. The record is from RefSeq and is a predicted model, not a curated record.
AUGUUGGCAUGGUACAGGCUAUGUAAGCUGCAUGACCUAUAUACUUGUCCCGAGCUUAACGAUGUCUUGCACUUACAAUGCAAGGGUAUUACCAAGCUGGAGAAUCUGGACGCUUAUACAGGAUUAAAGACCUUGUAUCUCGAACAAAAUGCGAUUUCGGAUAUCGAGAACUUGGACAAAUUGGUCAACCUACGGUGCUUGUACCUCGGAAAGAACAUGAUUUACAGUACCCUUGGGCUGCAAGCCCUCACCAAUUUGGAGACGCUGGACUUGGCAGAGAACGUGAUCUCAACAAUAAACGAUCUUUCGAAGCUUCCUUUAUUAAAAACGCUUAACAUCUCGGGGAACAGACUCCACACCGUCGACGACAUCCGCGACUUGGCUGCAUGCCCGCAACUUCAGUCCUUGGACAUGGCCUCCAACCGUCUAGAGGCACCGGAGGUAGUUGACUUCAUCUUGUCUAUGCCGCUGCUCUACCUCAGACUAAUGGGCAAUCCAGCAGUCAGCAAUUACAAGCACUACCGCAAGACUCUGCUGGCCCGCAUGCCCAGUCUGAACUACCUGGAUGACUCCCCGGUGUUCCCGAAGGACCGCCGCCUCGCAGUGGCAUUUGUGGAGGGAGGAGGAGUGGAGGCGGAGAGGGCCAUGAGGGAAACUAUUAGGUAG